UAUUGCAAGUGUUGCAGUUGUUAUUUAAUUGCUCUAAUUUUGUGAAAAUAUGUUAAAAUUAACUAAUUAUAUUAAGCCGGUUGGUGUAGUAUUUUGUAAUAAUUCUAGUUUAAUUAACAAACCAAAGUCCUGGACAAUUUUCAUAAACUGGACAAAAGCAUUACAUACAGAUUUCACAAAAAGGUCCCAGGAUGUGGCGCAAAAACAAAAUCAAGAUAUUACUUUAAUGGACUUUAAAGGCGAAUGGCCUUUAGAAGAGCUGACAAAAUUCAAGUGCGACAUGAAAAUAUUUCCUGAUUUCAUUACAGAAUUGGAGGAGACACAACUAUUUGAAGAAGUUGAGCCAUAUAUGAAACGUUUGCGUUAUGAGUAUGAUCACUGGGAUGAUGCCAUACAUGGUUUCAGAGAAACCGAGCGCAAACAUUGGUAUCCCCACAAUCGAGCCGUCUUAGACCGUGUUAGUCAAGUGGGGUUUGACAGCGAAAUUAUGCCUUAUAUACACAUACUAGAUUUGGCUCCUCAGGGUGUUAUUAAACCUCAUGUGGACAGCACAAGGUAUUGUGGUCAUACUAUAGCUGGUUUAAGUUUGCUAUCUGAUGCUGUUAUGCGUUUGGUGCGCACUCAGGUUUCUACGGAAACUACUACAAACAAUAAUCAAGAGGAUGCUUAUCGUAGUCAACCGAAAGCUAUUUUAGAAAACAAUUUUUAUGUGGAUAUAUUAUUACCACGCAGAUCUCUGUACAUCAUGAGCCACACGUCUAGAUAUAAUUUUACCCAUGAAAUUCUAGCCAAUGAGGCGUCAAAAUUCCAGGGCCAACCCUUAACUAAAGAACGCAGGAUAUCAAUUAUUUGCCGCAAUGACCCCUAAUCCGUAAAAUAUUUAGCCAACAAAGGUAUUUUGGUCUCUAGUUAUGUUUGUUAUGUCCUUGGUGGCGAAAACAUUUGUUUUAUUAAGAAAAUAAAGAAAUUUUUGAAUAAUCUUAUUAUUGUUUAAUAAACAAAGCUCAUUUUGAUGGUAAACUCCAUUUUAAUGAGCCACAAAGUUCAUAUUUUCCCAGUGAA
Molecule: messenger RNA, 1062 nt
Organism: Calliphora vicina (urban bluebottle blowfly)
Lineage: Eukaryota; Metazoa; Arthropoda; Insecta; Diptera; Calliphoridae
Product: alpha-ketoglutarate-dependent dioxygenase alkB homolog 7, mitochondrial
Exons: 5
Coding region: 50-868 (272 amino acids)
Biological process (GO): fatty acid metabolic process; DNA damage response
Cellular component (GO): mitochondrial matrix
Source: RefSeq, a predicted model, not a curated record